Messenger RNA from Scylla paramamosain (green mud crab), 2059 nucleotides. RefSeq names its product protein RFT1 homolog. The transcript is spliced from 12 exons. Gene Ontology annotation, biological process: glycolipid translocation; dolichol-linked oligosaccharide biosynthetic process. NCBI's taxonomy places the organism in Eukaryota, Metazoa, Arthropoda, Malacostraca, Decapoda, Portunidae. Gene Ontology annotation, cellular component: endoplasmic reticulum membrane. The record is from RefSeq and is a predicted model, not a curated record. The coding region runs from base 352 to 2028 and encodes 558 amino acids.
UCACGAGCACGACGAUUUUAGAGAUUGAGAUCAAGAUUAUUUUUGUUGAGGGAAAUGUCACUGUGACGUUCAACAGUAGUUGGCAAGACACCGCCAGUGCACGUAAGGAUCAUUGAACCAUCACAGGUCAAAACAGCAGCAGCAUCAAGGUGGUGUGUGCUUUCUCUUUCCAUCCCGCUGGCUGCCGCUGCCGCCCGUCCGUCACGACGCCCACCCGGUAAGUGCCGCACUGCUGUUUGACGAACACCAAGCAACUGUCAAGACUGUAGUAACCACACAGGCACUACACGCAUUAUUGUUCAUCUCCACGCCACCGCCACAACCAGCAGGAAGAGUCAACACCCAUGCAGAAUGGCAGACCCCCAGACACUAAAGAAGGGGGCUCUUGUGGCAGCCACCUAUGAUACUUUGCUACAGGUUGGCUUGCGCAUCAUGUCGUUUGUGCUGAAUGCAUUUAUUGUGCGCCAUGUAAGCCAUGAGGUGUUUGCUGUGAUGACAGUUCGGCUUCACCUGCUGUAUGCCACAGGGCUGCUGCUGUCUCGGGAGGCUUUCAGGCGUGCUGCCCUAAGCUCCAAAGGCUCCGGUCAGGUGUUCAGGCUUAUUAAUCUGAUAUGGAUUGGAUGGAUGGUGUCAGUGCCGGUGGGGUGCCUUGGGUUUGGUGUGUGGACAUGGGUGAUGGCACAUCCUCCACUAGCAAUAGCACCACAUUAUGAGGUUGCAGUUGUCUGUGUGGCAGCCAGCAUUGUGGUGGAAGUAGCGGCUGAAGUGCCCUUUGUCCUGGCAGAGCUGCAACUGUGGACCAAGACAAGAGUAGCAAUUGAAGGCCUGAUGCAAACACUGCGCUCUGUACUGCUGGUAGCUUUCGUCUUCUUGCGACCAAGUCAGUCAGUGCUCCUCUAUGGGAUCAGCCACUUGUUUGGCUCAUUUGUUUAUGCUGCCGCCUACUACAUCCUCUUUGCCUAUGUUCUACACAGAAAAAGUGGAGCAAAGAAAUUACCUGUGCACAGUUUUUGGCAGCUCUUCCCAACCUGGGAACGAGGAAAGUGGGUUCCAAGUGUUGAUAAGGAGCUUGGAGGGUUGGCCUGGAGCUUCUUUCAGCAGGGUUGGUUGAAAGAAGCACUCACUGAAGGAGAAUUCUACCUCAUGAACUUCUUCCCUCUCAUUUCUUUGGCACAGCAAGGUGUCUACCAGGUAGUGAACAACUUGGGAUCCCUGGCAGCACGUCUUGUGUUUCGCAGUAUUGAAGCAGCAGCGUACAAAUAUUUUGCUCAGAUGGUGGAGCGUGGCAAGCCUGUGGCUGAACAAGACCUGAAACGCACAGCGGAGGUUGUAAAGUUCCUUUGCACCCUCCUGCACAGCCUGGUCCUGGUCAGCCUCAUCAUCGUCACUUUUGGCUGGUCUUACUCCAGUCUGGCCCUGCAACUGUAUGGAGGUGCUCAGUUGAGUGAGAGUGGGACGCACCUCAUGCAGGCUCAGAGCUUCUAUGUGAUCUUCCUAGCCAUCAACGGCAUCACAGAGGCCUACACUUUUGCCUCCAUGGAUGACUCACAGCUCCAUCGGUUCAACCGAUUCUUGGUGUUCUUUUCCAUCAUGUAUGUGGGUAGUGCUAUGAUUCUGACACAAGUAUUUGGUGCACUUGGCUUCAUCUUUGCUAAUUGCCUCAACAUGAGCCUCAGGAUAGCAUACAGCUUGAGAUUCAUCCACACACAGUACCAGAACAGUUGCCACAACCCUCUAGCCUCACUGCUUGUCCAGCCAAGACUCCUUCUAGUGUUUUUAGCUGCCUGGAUCAUCACAUCAAGUUCUGAGAGUAUUGUACAUCCCCAAAGUACAGUGGGUCACAUAAGCAUUGGGGCCUUCACUCUGCUGGGUGUGGUGUUUGGCCUGCGCUGGGAGUUGAGGCCACUGCUGGAGAAGAUCUUGGACUCAGCUGCCUCUGUCAUGACAAAGUUCCUCCCAUUAAGGUGGCACCACUUCCUCCAGGUGACAUUGGUGGGUUCUGUACGCAAAAUUCUGUAUAACACAUGACCUUUGUAGAGCAAUAAAUUUAUAGAAAAUU